Messenger RNA from Letharia columbiana, 345 nucleotides. RefSeq lists its product as uncharacterized. The coding region runs from base 1 to 345 and encodes 114 amino acids. The transcript is spliced from 3 exons. NCBI's taxonomy places the organism in Eukaryota, Fungi, Ascomycota, Lecanoromycetes, Lecanorales, Parmeliaceae. The record is from RefSeq and is a predicted model, not a curated record.
AUGAAUGACCCAGUCGCAAAGGGUCUUCGACUACAAAAGAAGCAAGAGUUCCCGACGACCCCCCCUGCUCAGCUAUCAGCAGAAAUGAAGGCAGAGUGGACAUUCAAGCACGAUCGCGCAAGAGAGAUUCGGGAGAUCAUGAAAACGAACCUCAAGCCCAACAGCAAACGCAUCGACAGAGAUGCCGCAUUGGCCGGCUGGAACUCCACCGCCCACCCAUUCAGCUGGGGGUUCAACGCCCCCAAGGCCGGGGCCUACAAGAGCUACGGCGUCCUUUCAAGCCGGGAGAGUAAUGAUAGGAAAAGGCUUCUCGAAUUGACGGAGAAAGUGAGAAGGGAGCCGUGA